AUGGCCACUAAAGUAGCACUCGCAGGCGCCACUGGCAACAUUGGCCUCCCUGUCCUCAACAGCCUCCUGGCUGCCGGCUUCCCAGUAACGGUGCUCACACGCAAAGGCAGCAACAGCACGUCGAGAAUACCUAAGGACUCCAAAGUGACGAUCCGCGAAGUGGACUAUUCGGACGUCUCUUCUCUGACCGAAGCAUUGAAGGGAGUUGACGUUGUCGUCUCGACCCUUGCCACCCAGGCGGCCGGCGAACAGACACCACUUAUCGACGCUGCGGUGGCCGCCGGUGUCACAAGAUUCAUCCCAUCGGAAUUCGGCAGCGACACGGCCAACCCCAAGACGGCGCAGCUGCCAGUGUUCAAAGGCAAAGUCGACACGGUGGCAUACUUGAAAACCAAGGUCGAAGAAACAGCAAAGGCCGGGAAACCCAGCUUCAGCUACACGCAGAUCUUCAACGGACCUUUCUUCGACUGGGGCCUGCGCGUCGGCUUCAUCGUCAACCCAGCCCAGCACAGCGCGGUCGUAUACAACGGCGGCGACGUGCCCUUCUCCACCAGCACCCUCGACACCAUCGGCCAGGCCGUCGUCGGCGUCAUCCGACAUCUGGGCGAAACGGCAAACCGUCCCGUCUACGUUCAGGACGCCCUGGUCACCCAGAACCAGCUGAUCCAGUACGCCAAGGACAAGGACGGCAUCGAGUGGUCCAUCACCCACAAGGACACCGAGAAGGUCAAGGAAGAGUCUCUGGCCGAACUGGCCAAGGGCUUCAACGGGCCCGCCCUGGGCGCCUUGAUUUCCACCGCCAUCUACAAUAAGGAGUAUGGUGGCAACUACACCGGCCAUCUUGACAACGACCUGUUGGGCAUCAAGGGCCUCAGCGACGCCGAGGUCAGGAAGCUGGUGGAGAGUCUCUUGUGA
Messenger RNA from Capronia epimyces CBS 606.96, 915 nucleotides. RefSeq lists its product as uncharacterized. Gene Ontology annotation, molecular function: oxidoreductase activity. The record is from RefSeq and is a predicted model, not a curated record. The transcript has a single exon. Lineage: Eukaryota; Fungi; Ascomycota; Eurotiomycetes; Chaetothyriales; Herpotrichiellaceae. Bases 1 to 915 code for a protein of 304 amino acids.